Anopheles marshallii is the source of this 1149-nucleotide messenger RNA. RefSeq names its product zinc finger protein 501-like. The record is from RefSeq and is a predicted model, not a curated record. Bases 1 to 1149 code for a protein of 382 amino acids. NCBI's taxonomy places the organism in Eukaryota, Metazoa, Arthropoda, Insecta, Diptera, Culicidae. Gene Ontology annotation, cellular component: nucleus. The transcript is spliced from 2 exons.
AUGGAACUACGACAGCCUUCGGCGAACGAUGCUACACAAAGUACAAGCGAAAAGAAAGUGCUGAAGUUAUCCCCGUCAAUACAACACAUCACCCAAACCCGUGCAGCGGAAACUAGCGAAUCGGUUCAAUCUAUUGAUUCGGACGAUCCACCACGAUGCACCGUCCAGUGCAAAGUGUGUGGAAAAUGGUUCCUCGACAACUACUUCCUUCAUCGGCACGAGUUAGUUCACACCAAGGAAAAACCUCACCAGUGUGAAAAAUGUUCGAAAUCCUUCACACAGAAGACAAGUCUUGGGAUACACAUGCUAAUCCAUUUGCGAGAGAAGAAGUUCCAAUGUAGCCUCUGUCCGAUGAAAUUCAUACAGAAAAAUAAUCUUACCACACAUGUAAAACUACGACAUCCAGCGCUUGACGAUCCGGUGUUGCCAAACGGGUUUCUCUGCCAAAAGUGUCCUUCGGUCUUUAAAUGCGCCGGUCGGUUACGAGUACACCGAGCCCGCAUUCACGGUGAGAUGGUAAUGUUCGACCAGUGGUUAAAACCUACAACGGCAACGACCAACAGCAAACAGCAAUCGUCCAGUGGUGACUAUGAGGAUGAUAAUAAUACAACUUCUUCGCAUGAAGAUUCUUCUGCUUCAAACACGACACAGCAAAUGGAAAACGAUGGAGAAAUAGUACAUAAAAUUAUUAAAAGUCGUCGAACAGAGCACAUGAAAGGCAUAACUAAAGGGCGUCCGCACGUGUGUGAAGUAUGCAAGGCAGCAUUUAAAAAACCACAAUACCUUACCCAACAUAUGAUUUCCCAUACCGGUAUUCGACCGCACCGGUGCAAUGUCUGCAACAAGACGUUCUCCUCCAAACAGUCCUACAGCACGCAUAUGAAAUUACAUUCGAACACCGUUCGAUUGUUCAACUGUGCUAAAUGCGAUGAAUCGUUUAAUCGCCAUGCGACGCUGAAAAGGCACCAGACGAUGAUACAUAGCGCAUUGCAGUAUGUGUACCGCUGUCCUUUUUGCGAUAUUCAAUUCCGUUGGGUACAUAAUGCACGAUCUCACAUUAAAACGUUUCACUUGAAGAAAUCAACUGAGGAAAUCAUACUUGAACCCAUCAAAGAAAGCGUUGAAAACAAGCAAUGGCAACCAGCCUAG